GUUUAAUGUAGAACAUGAUAGUAGACGGUAUACUGUUUAAUGUAGAACAUGAUAGUAGACGGUGGUAUACUGUUUAAUGUAGAACAUGAUAGUAGAUGGUAUACUGUUUAAUGUAGAACAUGAUAGUAGACGGUAUACUGUUUAAUGUAGAACAUGAUAGUAGACGGUAUACUGUUUAAUAUAGAACAUGAUAGUAGACGGUAUACUGUUUAAUGUAGAACAUGAUAGUAGACGGUAUACUGUUUAAUGUAGAACAUGAUAGUAGACGGUAUACUGUUUAAUGUAGAACAUGAUAGUAGAUGGUAUACUGUUUAAUGUAGAACAUGAUAGUAGACGGUAUACUGUUUAAUGUAGAACAUGAUAGUAGACGGUAUACUGUUUAAUGUAGAACAUGAUAGUAGACGGUAUACUGUUUAAUGUAGAACAUGAUAGUAGAUGGUAUACUGUUUAAUGUAGAACAUGAUAGUAGACGGUAUACUGUUUAAUGUAGAACAUGAUAGUAGACGGUAUACUGUUUAAUGUAGAACAUGAUAGUAGAUGGUAUGCUGUUUAAUAUAGAGCAUGAUAGUAGACGGUAUACUGUUUAAUGUAGAACAUGAUAGUAGACGGUAUACUGUUUAAUGUAGAACAUGAUAGUAGACGGUAUACUGUUUAAUGUAGAACAUGAUAGUAGACGGUAUACUGUUUAAUGUAGAACAUGAUAGUAGAUGGUAUACUGUUUAAUGUAGAACAUGAUAGUAGACGGUAUACUGUUUAAUGUAGAACAUGAUAGUAGACGGUAUACUGUUUAAUGUAGAACAUGAUAGUAGACGGUAUACUGUUUAAUGUAGAACAUGAUAGUAGACGGUAUACUGUUUAAUGUAGAACAUGAUAGUAGACGGUAUACUGUUUAAUAUAGAGCAUGAUAGUAGACGGUAUACUGUUUAAUGUAGAACAUGAUAGUAGACGGUAUACUGUUUAAUGUAGAACAUGAUAGUAGACGGUGGUAUACUGUUUGAUGUAGAACAUGAUAGUAGACGGUAUACUGUUUAAUGUAGAACAUGAUAGUAGACGGUAUACUGUUUAAUGUAGAACAUGAUAGUAGACGGUGGUAUACUGUUUAAUGUAGAACAUGAUAGUAGAUGGUAUACUGUUUAAUGUAGAACAUGAUAGUAGACGGUAUACUGUUUAAUGUAGAACAUGAUAGUAGACGGUAUACUGUUUAAUAUAGAACAUGAUAGUAGACGGUAUACUGUUUAAUGUAGAACAUGAUAGUAGACGGUAUACUGUUUAAUGUAGAACACAGCCAGGGGUUCUAUUAGUGACCAUGAGGAUUUGAUGAGUUACUCUGAUCAAAAUGUGACGUCACAUAUGAAAAAAGUAUAUCUGAUGUGAUUAUGUUAAUUUUACCCAGUCACUGAUUGUUCUCAGCCACUGAUUGUUCUCUUAACCAAAUAUUUAUCCACCAACCUGUAUUUGUUACUGAUAAAUCAUUGUUUUGUUAAGGGGCCCAGAGUUAUAUAUGUUCAGGACAAACUCCAGUCCCUACACAAAAAUGACUGACACUGCAUUCAUUGUGCACCUCUCCCAUGACUGGAAUGUUUAUGGGACAAUGUCUGCAUCCCAAACAGAACCCUACUUCCUUUGUAGUGCACUAUAUAGGGAAUGGUCUGCCAUUUGAGACUGCCAUUCUGUUGAACCUUUUGUUCUGGGCUGCCUUUGAAUAAGUUACUGUACCUGUUGACCUUUGAUCUAUGAAGUGUCUGUCUGUGAAUAAAGGUAACUGUCACCCUGUGAGCCUUUAAUGUCCUGUUUCUCAGAUCAUCCACAUUAACACACACUCAAUGACAACAAACACAAACAACGGAGUAAAACAAUCACGUUCUGGGACAGUUGUACUAAGACUGCAUUUAUAAAUGAUAUUCUUCAAGAGAAGAGAAUAUAUCAUUCAGUGAAUGACCAUUGUACAGCAGCAAAUAUAGCAGAUUGUACCUUAACAAGAUGGCACCUUAUAAGCUACAGUAAGGCGUUGUUCAGUAGAUUUGGUGACCAGAGAAAGACAUACAGACAUAGAGACAUGACAGUUGUAUUUGUACUAUGUGGAUACAAACCAACACACCUGUGACUUCCAGGUGUGCUCAAGUACUCUAUGAAAUGGGAUUCAAACGAGGAAGCUCAGCAGAACGAGCAUUGCAGUGUCACAUAGAAACACACAGUGACGUUGCAAAUGUGGUCCAGGUCAAGAGGCAGUGUUGGUUACUACACACUGUUUUACUAGACAACAGAGCAGCGGUUCUAUCCUAGGGUUGUAUAGGGUUCUAUCGCGGUCAUUGUUGUUACCAUCUUGAUCCUAGGGUUGUAUAGUGUUUUAUUAGGUACUUCCAGGUCAGACGGUCCAACAGACCAACAACAAAUACAGACGGAACGUCUCCGUUACCUUAUAUGGUACACAAUAACAUGUUUUAUAUCAGAGAUUUAUGGAAGCAGCACAAGGUGUUCCUCAAUCCUCUGUCCUGUGACUGUUUGGAAACCUUCAGACCUGUUUGUCCAUAAUAAAGAGGGAUCAGCUGUUCUCUCAGAACAUACCAUUCAUUCCCCAGUCCACCGUGGAUUCGAUCUGAUCGGGAUCUGAACUUGAAGAAUGAGAGAAGGGAUUGACAACCUUGUGUUCCAGUUUAUCAGUGUCUGGGUUCGGGAUCCUCGGAUUCAGAAGAAGGACUUCUGGCAUGCCCACAUGGACUAUGAAAUCUGUAUACAUACCAACAGUCUCUGCUUCACCAAGAAGAUCUCCUGUGUGAGGAGAAGGUACCGUGACUUCGUAUGGCUCCGGCAGAAACUGCAGGCUAACUCCCUACUCAUGGUCCAGCUGCCUGAACUACCACCUAAGAACCCUUUCUUUAACCUGAACAACGCCCAGCAGAUCACAGAGAGGAUGAAGGGCCUCCAGAAGUUCCUUCAACUGACCCUGGAGAGUAAUCUGCUUCUGUCAGACAGCUGUCUGCACCUCUUCCUGCAGUCGGAGCUGGGGGUGUCCCAGAUAGAGGCCUGCGCCUCAGGUAGAACCCAUUACUCUGUGUCCCAGGCCGUGCUGCGCUGCGGCUGCAAACUGCAACGCUUCCACUCCCAGGAGGACCUGUUAGAGACCAGCCGCAAGGAGUCCUGUGACUCCGACUCUGUUAGUGGAUUUGUAGAGCCGGCGCCCAGCAGUAAAGAUGGAGCUGCUUCCUCACCCACAGAGACCCUAGAUCUGUCUCUACGUGAUAGGACCAGACCUAACCACAACCAGGAAGAGACCCUAGCUCUGUCUCUACCUGAUAGGACCAGACCUAACCACAACCAGGAAGAGACCCUAGCUCUGUCUCUACCUGAUAGGACCAGACCUAACCACAACCAGGAAGAGACCCUAGCUCUAUCUCUACCUGAUAGGACCAGACCUAACCACAACCAGGAAGAGACCCUAGCUCUGUCUCUACCUGAUAGGACCAGACCUAACCCCAACCAGGAAGAGACCCUAGCUCUGUCUCUACCUGAUAGGACCAGACCUAACCCCGACCAGGAAGAGACCCUAGCUCUGUCUCUACCUGAUAGGACCAGACCUAACCCCGACCAGGAAGAGACCCUAGAUCUGUCUCUACCUGAUAGGACCAGACCUAACCCCGACCAGGAAGAGACCCUAGCUCUGUCUCUACCUGAUAGGAUCAGACCUAACCCCGACCAGGAAGAGACCCUAGCUCUGUCUCUACCUGAUAGGACCAGACCUAACCCCAACCAGGAAGAGACCCUAGCUCUGUCUCUACCUGAUAGGACCAGACCUAACCCCGACCAGGAAGAAGACACUCUCAGCAUGUCUGUCUCUCCAUGGGAACAUCACAUCCAACCAGGACAUGGUAACUUACAAUAUUCUGCAUCCCAAAUGUCACCCGAUAGUGCACUACUUUGGACCAGAGCCCUAUGUAGGGAAUAGGGUGCUAUUUUGGACACUGUGUUUGCUCUCAUUUCAUCUUAAAAUAAUGUUCCCCUCCCACACAGCUAUUAAAAUAAGGCUUCCACACAGCUUUUAAAAUAAGGCUUCCACACAGCUUUUAAAAUAAGGCUCCCACACAGCUUUU
Molecule: messenger RNA, 4088 nt
Organism: Oncorhynchus mykiss (rainbow trout)
Lineage: Eukaryota; Metazoa; Chordata; Actinopteri; Salmoniformes; Salmonidae
Source: RefSeq, a predicted model, not a curated record